This is a messenger RNA of Drosophila ananassae, 1285 nucleotides long. RefSeq lists its product as uncharacterized. NCBI's taxonomy places the organism in Eukaryota, Metazoa, Arthropoda, Insecta, Diptera, Drosophilidae. The transcript has 2 exons. The record is from RefSeq and is a predicted model, not a curated record. Bases 646 to 1158 code for a protein of 170 amino acids.
GCCAAAGUAUAUAAUAACAAAUAAAAACUUUCGGCUUUGCCACACACAACACACCUCACCAUGCCUCCAGCAAGCCAGGCGACUGCGACUGCUCCUGCUACUGCGACAAGGACGAGGCCGAGGACGAGUACGAGUACGGACCAUUAGCACGAUUGUUGAGCUUUAAGACUCCCGAUGGCUUACCUUGAGUGUGCCGGUGUGGGAUGUGUGGUGUGUGGGUACCUGCGCACAUUACGACCAGUCAUAAAACUAGGGCCAAAAAAUAUAACCGAGAGCCUUUGGCUUUGGCUCUGGCUCUGGCACUCAAUCCCAGCCCGUGGCGCCUAAGUCGCUUAUUAAUAAAAUAUAGCCAGAAGUGUGUUAUGGAGGUUCAACUGCAGAAAUCGGUCGCAAUCUGGCCAAGGAAAUGGCUCAUGAAAGUCCUUAGAUUGUUAUCAAGGAUUCCAUGAACUCAUAGAGCUGCAUUAAAUUUUUUCCGUAUUAACCAACACUGCAUCUUUAAGGUAAUAAGGAAAUUUAUUUUUAGCAUCAAGAAGGCCUGGAAUUAAUUAAUCGCUUUGUCAUGAAUGGACAACCGAAAAAUAAUCAUUCUUAUGCAACUAUUGGUGAGAGUUGGUCAUUCCGAAGGCAUUUUGAAGAAUUAAAAUGGAUCUCAACGAAGAGAAAGCACAUCCACCCCGUGUAAGCGUUAUGGACCUGCCCCUUGGUAAGAGAAGUUAUUCAUUUUCGAAAUAUUCCCUGCAGUCUUUGCCAUUUUUCGCGACUCCGACAGACGAGUACUACGAGCGUCAUGUGGCACCACGACUGGAGGGGAAUCCAGGGCACGGUCCUUUUCCCUCAAUGAAGCAGCUGCAGCGCCACUACCACCGCACGCACUACUUCGCUCCGAGCUAUCUGGAGCAGCGCAUUCCCCGCUACCCGGGCCAGCAGAAUCCGGUGGCGGCAAAGGAGCCCAGUACUGCGUACGAAGAGUUGGAGCGACUGCGUAAAGCGCUACGCAAGGUCUCCAUAUUCGAAAAAGUGGACUCGAAGUCCAGCGCGGACUCCACCCCGGAGUCCACUCCUGAGUCAACCUCACAGUCAAUAGAAGGAUGUGAUACGCCUCUAUCUAUUGAGGAAUAUGAUGAACGAUCUUCUUCAAAUUUUCUAAAUGAUUAGGCCAGAUGGAAAGCCGGAAAAUGUCUGAGGCUAAACUGCCUGCCUACUCAUCAGUAAAUACCUGGAGUGCUGAUAUCCAUCAUUUCAUUUCUCAAUUUAAUAAAUCUAUUCAUCGAAUCGAAAAAUA